AUGCCAUCAUCAGUAAAGAACCACAGUGCUUCUGUGGAAGCCGCAACUCCCCACAAGGUCUCCUCCGCCAAAAAGGCAACGGCCGCUAAGGUCGACGAACGGAAAUCGCAAGCGACGCCAAAGAAGGUCUCCUCAGCCACAGCCGCCGCUAAGGACAAUGUAUCGACCAAAGACCACGCUACCACCACGCCGGUAACAAAGAAGGUCUCUUCCUCCACACACAAGCCCACAUCUUCGGCAUCGAAGCCUGCAGCAUCAGCAUCAAAGACUGCAUCAUCUGCAUCGAAACCAGCCACAUCCUCCGCACAUAGAACCGCGGAUCACGCAUCCAAGACCGCCUCAUCAUCCGCACACAGGACAGCCGAUCAUGCUUCAAAGACAGCCAGUAAGGCUGCCAGCGGCAGCAGUGGCGCAGAUCUUGUCAAGAAGAUGCAGGAGAAGAAGACUACCCAGUACACAGAGACGACCGGCUCAGAUAUUGUGAAGAGAAUGCAAGCUCGCAAGGCCGCGGCCGCAAAGGAAGCGGCCAGGAAGGAAGCAGCAGCAGCACGGACUCACGAAGACAACCUGCCCAAGAAGAAGCCCGCAGUCGCCGCGGCACCACAGGCUGUAUCCAGAGCUCCCGUCAUAGUACCCAAGGCUGCGCCAGUCAAGAAGCAGGCCGCCCCUAUUCCUGCACCUGCUGUCAAGAACGUCCCUGCCACUACCACCAGCCCCGCCAAGGUCGCGAAGAAGGAGAAGGUCUAUGCUCCUGGCGCUCUUGUAUCUACCGCUGAGCACGAGGCCCGGAAGGCCAAGGCUGCUACGCCGAAGAAAGAGAAGCAGUAUCACCCUAACGCCCUCACUCCCACAAACGAUAUUGAGGCUCGUCGCGCCGCCAAGAAGGCCCAGGCCGGUGGACCUGUGGGACAGGUCACAGAUACCGUCGGCAAGACCGUCGGAGGUGUCGGCAAGACUGCUGGUGGAGUUGUCGGAACUGCUGGCCGGACCGUCGGCGGGGUUGGACGGACUGCCGGUGGCGCUGUUGAUGGCGUCGGCAAGGCGGCUGGCGGCACCGUUGACGGCCUUGGUAGAACCGUCGGCGGCGUCACCAGCGGCCUCGGCAAGCAGGUCGGUGGUACCGUCGGAGGUCCCCUCGGCAAAGGCGUCCAGGGCGCCACUGAUGGCCUUGGUAAGACUGUUGGUGGUGCCACCAGCGGCGUUGGCAACACUUUGGGCGCCGCUACUGGCGGCUUGAACAAGACGCUGGGCGACACCACUGGUGCUCUCGGCCGUGGGGACUUGAUGGGCACCGUCGGCGGUGUCACUGGUGGAGUUGGAGAUACUGUUGGAGGCGUCGGCAAGGGAUUGGGUGACACUGUCGGCGGAACGCUCGGAGGUGUAGGUGCCACCGUUGGCGGACCGGUUGGUGGCAUCGUCGGCGGAGUCGGUAAGGGUGCCGGCGAUGCGGUGACCGGUAUCACUGGAGGCCUGGGCAAGGGCGUCGGCAGACUUGGCAAGGGUGAUGUUCUCGGCGGUGUCGGCGAUGUUGUUGGAGGCGUUGGCGAUGGUGUUGGCGGCCUUCUCGGCGGUGUUCUCGGUGGUCUCGGAGGCGGAGGUCAGGAGAACAGCGGCGGCCUCCUUGGAGGUGUGCUUGGUGGAGGUGGUGAUGGUAAGGACGGCGGUGGCGGCGGUCUUCUUGGUGGUGGUGGCGGCAAGGGUGGCGGUGGUCUUUUGGGACUUUGA
Messenger RNA from Colletotrichum acutatum, 1725 nucleotides. RefSeq lists its product as uncharacterized. The record is from RefSeq and is a predicted model, not a curated record. The coding region runs from base 1 to 1725 and encodes 574 amino acids. NCBI's taxonomy places the organism in Eukaryota, Fungi, Ascomycota, Sordariomycetes, Glomerellales, Glomerellaceae. The transcript is spliced from 4 exons.